AUGGCGAGCCCAGCAAACCUCCCUCCUAUUUUCAACCCCACGUCCCAGGACAUUGAGAUGCUCCUGGCGGCACAAUGUCACUUGGGAUCCAAGAACCUGCAGGUUCACAUGGAACCGUACCUGUGGAAGACUCGCCCUGAUGGUAUCAAUGUGAUUAACAUCGCUAAGACCUGGGAGAAAAUUGUCCUCGCAGCCCGUAUCAUUGUCGCAAUUGACAACCCGGCCGACAUCUGUGUCAUUUCUGCCCGUCCCUAUGGCCAGCGUGCAGUCCUGAAGUUCGCCGCCCACACCGGAGCCGUUGCCAUUGCCGGUCGUUUCACCCCCGGUAACUUCACCAACUACAUCACCCGCUCUUUCAAGGAGCCACGCCUGAUCAUUGUCACCGACCCUCGCACCGAUGCUCAAGCCAUCAAGGAAGCCUCAUAUGUCAACAUCCCCGUCAUCGCCCUCUGCGAUACCGACUCUCCUACGGAAUUCGUUGACGUUGCCAUCCCAACCAACAACAAGGGUCGACACGCCAUUGGUUUGAUUUGGUGGUUGUUGGCUCGUGAGGUCCUCCGUCUGCGAGGGACUCUUGCCAACCGUGAGAUCGACUGGGACGUUGUGGUUGAUCUGUACUUCUACCGCGAUCCUGAGGCUGAGGAACAGAAGGAGGAAGAGAAGCUGCCAGGUGCGGACGAGGCUGGACCGGGUGCCGUCGACCGUGGAUUCACGGACAACGCGGACUGGGCUGGAGAGCCAGCUGCUGCUCCAGGCAUCGAGGGCGCUCCUCAAGCUGACGCAACCUGGAACGAGCCGGCUACUGGGGGAGAUUGGGCUCAGGAAGCUACUGCUGCUGCCCCUGCCGCCCCUGCCGCCCCUGCUGCCAGUGGUUGGUAA
Molecule: messenger RNA, 879 nt
Organism: Capronia coronata CBS 617.96
Lineage: Eukaryota; Fungi; Ascomycota; Eurotiomycetes; Chaetothyriales; Herpotrichiellaceae
Product: 40S ribosomal protein S0
Exons: 2
Coding region: 1-879 (292 amino acids)
Biological process (GO): ribosomal small subunit assembly; cytoplasmic translation
Cellular component (GO): cytosolic small ribosomal subunit; ribosome; 90S preribosome
Molecular function (GO): structural constituent of ribosome
Source: RefSeq, a predicted model, not a curated record